Molecule: messenger RNA, 822 nt
Organism: Drosophila obscura
Lineage: Eukaryota; Metazoa; Arthropoda; Insecta; Diptera; Drosophilidae
Product: potassium/sodium hyperpolarization-activated cyclic nucleotide-gated channel 1-like
Exons: 2
Coding region: 70-747 (225 amino acids)
Cellular component (GO): proteasome activator complex
Source: RefSeq, a predicted model, not a curated record
AUUUGACAAGAAUCCUGUCACAUAAAUUCACAUUUAUUUAAAUUCAGUGCCAGAGAAAGUGUUGAAACUAUGCAGGAAUUGCAGAAGAGCAACGAUUGUCCGAUGCAGGAUAUGCGGGAUAACCACAAAGAGAAUACUCCAAGCCAGGAAAUGCAGGAAAAACAACAAGAGAAUAUUCCAAGCCAGGAAAUGCAGGAAAAACAACAAGAGAAUACUCCAAGCCAGGAAAUGCAGGAAAAACAACGAGAAAAUACUCAAACCCCAGAGAUGCCGAUAAACAAAGAGGACUCCCCCCUUCAGGACACAGAGGAACCUGUAAGCAAUACCCAUGCGAUCGACAAGAAGCUCAAAAAUCAGGGCAUAACAAAGAAGGUUGGCAUGGAGAUUGCAAAGCUCAAAUCCAUGAUACGCCGCACCUUGGUGGACUGCGGCACCAUGGCGAAUUUGAUGAAGCGCAUGCAACCAAUUCUCGAGGAGCAGCUCGCCCUCACCCAUGUCAUUGAAUCGAAGUUUGCCUCGUACUCCAAUGAGAUCGAAAAAUACUUGAAUACGCGUGGCGGGCUGUCGGCAAAGGUGGCAGCUAAUCCGCGCAAUGCGGCCAAGUAUCGUCGCCACAUCCAGUUGUUGGACAAGAAGGCGUUCCGUCGGCAGCGUUCGAUGAUCUGUGAAAUGCGCGUUCAUUGGCGUUUGCUGCGCAAAAUCAUCGUCGAGCAACAACAGAAGGCAGUCGCCAGCUCCUCUGCUUAAUUGUAGUCGCGUGCAGCUGAGAAAACUUAAAUAAAAUACAUAAUACAUGCAUGCCCCAAAAGGUAGCUGCAAAUU